AUGGAGCGGAGCGAUACUCUGCUGCAGGAGCCCCAAGGCUCCCAAUCAUUACGAAAGGGAGCCUCAGGGCUCCCGAGAAUCCAUCAGCAGAGGCCUUUUCAUUUGGCCUCUGCUGAUCAAAGAUUCGGCGAAGCCAUUCUUCGUCUCAGGAGCCCAAGGCUCCCAAUUAUUACGAAAGGGAGCCUCAGGGCUCCUGAGAAACCUCUUUGA
Messenger RNA from Trichomonas vaginalis G3, 210 nucleotides. RefSeq lists its product as uncharacterized. Lineage: Eukaryota; Parabasalia; Trichomonadida; Trichomonadidae. The transcript has a single exon. The coding region runs from base 1 to 210 and encodes 69 amino acids. The record is from RefSeq and is a predicted model, not a curated record.